This is a messenger RNA of Naegleria gruberi, 174 nucleotides long. RefSeq lists its product as uncharacterized. Gene Ontology annotation, cellular component: cytoplasm; nucleus. The record is from RefSeq and is a predicted model, not a curated record. The transcript has a single exon. Bases 1 to 174 code for a protein of 57 amino acids. NCBI's taxonomy places the organism in Eukaryota, Heterolobosea, Eutetramitea, Acrasida, Naegleriidae. Gene Ontology annotation, molecular function: protein folding chaperone; protein-folding chaperone binding.
AUGGGAAAAGAUUAUUAUUCAAUCCUAGGAGUAACAAGAAGUGCCAAUGAAAAGGAAUUAAAAUCAGCCUAUCGUAAACUUGCUCUCAAAUGGCAUCCCGAUAGAAAUCCUGAUAAUAAACAAAUGGCUGAGCAAUGGAUCAUUCUUUCAAAGUACACAACAGAGAGGACCUAG